AAUUUUCUUGGCGGGACUUUAUUUAAAUAUGUGUAUAUGUAUACAAUUUUAAUUAAUUUUAAGUAAUAUGGAAUCAAAUAAGUCGUCUUUUGAUGAUAAAAGCAAUGAAGAUGAAAAUUUGGCAGAAGAUGCAUCAAGUGAUAAAAGAAAAAAAUUAGAAAAAGAAAUAGAAGUUUUAAAAGACAUGGUUAAACAAUUACAGAAAAAAUUAAAAACUGUAAGAUUAAAUAAUAUUAAAGAAGGCAUAAAAAGCCAAGGUAAAGUUGGCAAUACAAAUAAACAGGUUAUGUCAAUAAAUCUAAAUCAUGAAUUGUACAGAUAUAGUGGAUUGUAUUGUGCACAUACUACUGCAACUAAGCAAGUAAUUGGAUUUAGUUCAUUUUGGGAGCAACAGAAGAAAAAUUUAUAUGCGAUAGAAUUUGUUAAGCGGAGCAAAAAAAUACAGAUAGGCAAAUGGGUGAUGCCUAUGUCAGUUGAUAUAAAACAGUUAUUGUCAGAAGUAACACUUGACACGAAAGAGGAUAUAGUUCCUUUUACAAGAAAUUGUAAAAUGCAUGUCGAUUGUUAUAUGAUGAGAUUGCAACAAUAUCAACAAUUCAAGUCUUUCCUGGAUAAUUUGAAUAAUUGUAAUGUGCAAACAAAUUUGGGAUAUACUACAUUUAUAUUAGAAUUAUUACACGUAUACGAUAAGAUAAAUGAAAGUUAUGCUUGUAUAACAAUUUUUUUAUGGUAUAAUUCUAAAAAUAAUAGACCAAAUGACAUCAAAUUUGAAGUACAUGGAAAUAUACAAUACAACACUGAGACCGAGAAAGAACUAAAAAAAUCUUUAAAAGUAUUUUAUAUCAGUGAUUUGAUAACGGCAUUUGGUAAGAUUUUACAAGAAGACAAUGCACAUUUUACAUGGAGAAGGGAGAAGAAGGAUGAUACUAUAUCAGAAAUCGACGAAUCCAGUGAUCCGAAGGAGAAUGAAGAUAGCUUAAGUUUAGAAAAAUCUAAAAAUAAAAUAUUUAAGAUAAGACAGAAGAGAACGAUAUCACUAGCAAAAAGUGCCAAAAGGAUAAAAAAAGAUAAUGUCGAUAAGAAAUUAAAGCAACAGGAUAAAAAUAUAAAAAAUCCAGAACGACCAUUACAACAAGAGGUACACAAAGAAGCAAGUACGAGUAAACAUAUGAAAAAUGCAACUUCUCUUAAACCGUCAAAAAUUGUUAGGAAACAAUUAAAACGUCCAAAUAAUUUUACCAUUCAAUUACGUUCACAACGAAAAUUAGUAAAUACUUCUAAAAUGAUAAACAAUAAUGUAAAAAAAGUAGAAAGUAAUAUUACUAGUACUCCUAAACGCCUACGUGCAAAAAAACUCACUGCAGUUAAAGAGUUACCUCAAUUAGAUAUAAGUGACAUAGUUGAUGAGAAAAAUAAUGAUUAAAAAAAUAAAAAAUAU
This is a messenger RNA of Polistes canadensis, 1438 nucleotides long. RefSeq lists its product as uncharacterized. The coding region runs from base 68 to 1423 and encodes 451 amino acids. The transcript has 4 exons. The record is from RefSeq and is a predicted model, not a curated record. Lineage: Eukaryota; Metazoa; Arthropoda; Insecta; Hymenoptera; Vespidae.